AUGGCCCGAGUCGCGCUUGCCCUCGGGAGCAACCUGGUGCUGUCCGUGGCCCGGCUCUUCGAGAGCGAGCCUCAGUACGUGACGGACCAGCCGCGCUUUCUUAAUUCUGCCGCGCUGGUUCGCACCGCCCAGACCCCGCUGCAGCUGCUGGACAGCCUGAAGGCCAUCGAGGGGCGGCUGGGCCGGGACUUCCGCGGCCUGCGCAACGGCCCUCGCCCCAUCGACCUUGACAUUGUGUUUUACGAGGACGCCGUGCUUUCCAGCGAGCGCCUGACCCUGCCCCACCCCCGCUGGCGGGAGCGGGCCUUUGUGAAGGCUCCUUUGGCCGACCUGGCGCCGCGAUGUCCACCCGAUGCAGAGACCCACGCCACCUCAGCCGGCCUGCCCGCCUCGCUGGCGGAGGUGGCCGCCGCGUGGCGGCGUGCGGGCGGCGAGCGCCAGCUGGGCGGCGCGGCGGCGGGGCUGGCCCCCUGGAUCCCGCUGCCCCGACCAGGGCAGGACCCGGGCCCGCGCGGCCUGGCCUGGGGCGGGGAGCUCCCGCCCCGCGUCAUGGGCAUCCUCAACGUGACCCCAGACUCCUUCAGCGAUGGCGGACGGAGCUUUGGCGACGUGGCGCGCGCGCUUCGCAAUGCCCGGGCCAUGGUGCAGGACGGCGCCGACCUACUCGACGUCGGCGGCCAGUCCACGCGCCCGGGGGCGGACCCCGUGUCCGAGGAGGAGGAGGAGGCGCGUGUGAUUCCCGUCAUCCGCGCGCUGCGGGAGUGCGAGGACCUGAGGGAGAUCCCGCUGUCCAUCGACACGUUCUACAGCGGCGUGGCGGAGCGGGCGGUGCUGGCGGGCGCCGACAUAGUGAACGACGUCUCCGGCGGCCGCCACGAUCCGGCCAUGUUUGCUGCGGUGGCGGAGCUCGGCGUGCCAUACAUCCUCAUGCACAGCUACGGAACUGCCCAGACCAUGGUGGCGGAGGCGGCGCGGCUGGACGGCGUGGUGGACGUUUGCGCCCAGGUGGCUGCAGAACUGGCGGAAGCAGGCGCCCGCGCCAUCGCCGCCGGCAUCGAGCCCUGGCGACUCAUCCUGGACCCAGGCCUGGGUUUUGGAAAGCGGGCGCAGCACAGCAGCCAGAUCCUGGGAGGCCUGCGCCGCCUGCAGGGCCACCUUCCUCCCCCCCUCGCCAGCCUGCCCUUGCUCAUCGGCGCCUCACGCAAGCGCUUCCUGUGCGGUCCAGAGGCGGGGAGCGUGGGUGCGCAGACGGCCGCCAGCCGCCGCGACCACGCCUCGGCAGCCGCCGCAGCGCUGGCCGCUGCGCAGGGCGCCGCCAUCCUGCGGGUGCACAAUGUCGCCGCGACCCGGGAUGCGGUGGGCGUGGCGCACCGCGCAUUCUUCGGGGCCGGGAAUCCCCAUUUGUCGUCCUGA
Messenger RNA from Auxenochlorella protothecoides, 1413 nucleotides. RefSeq names its product Folic acid synthesis protein fol1. The coding region runs from base 1 to 1413 and encodes 470 amino acids. Gene Ontology annotation, molecular function: dihydropteroate synthase activity; 2-amino-4-hydroxy-6-hydroxymethyldihydropteridine diphosphokinase activity. Gene Ontology annotation, biological process: tetrahydrofolate biosynthetic process. NCBI's taxonomy places the organism in Eukaryota, Viridiplantae, Chlorophyta, Trebouxiophyceae, Chlorellales, Chlorellaceae. The record is from RefSeq and is a predicted model, not a curated record. The transcript has 5 exons.